Molecule: messenger RNA, 289 nt
Organism: Acanthoscelides obtectus
Lineage: Eukaryota; Metazoa; Arthropoda; Insecta; Coleoptera; Chrysomelidae
Source: the annotation of a GenBank genome assembly
GGUGUCAAUAUGGCUAUGAAUUGUUACAAAUGCAAAAAUCAAUGUACUAUGAAGUAUUUGGUUUUCCAUGUGAUAUUUGUAGAGCAGUCGUUUGUGCCGAUUGCGCUGAUAUUAGCCCUUCAGAAGUUCGUGUCAUGAUAAUGAAAUCAAGGUCGUUAUUCCUCUUCUGUCCAGAUUGCAUUGUUAAAUCAAAAAUAAUAAUCUUGACGAAGCCUUGAAAAAAGCUCAAAUCGGAGAAGUAGAAAAAAUGCUGAAGAAGGUGGAAGAUGAUGUAAAGAAAAUGAAGCUG